Dicrocoelium dendriticum is the source of this 2401-nucleotide messenger RNA. Lineage: Eukaryota; Metazoa; Platyhelminthes; Trematoda; Plagiorchiida; Dicrocoeliidae. The record is from the annotation of a GenBank genome assembly.
GGCCAAACUUUUGCCAUUGGUGCCAAACAUGUCGUGAUUUACUUCGAACGCUUUCCAACUCAUGCUGCGCACCGUCCGUCUGUUUACUAAUUUUUGGUGUUCGCGUUCGCCGUCAACUUUGGCGAUUUCCGGACGCCGGAAUACAACGACACUCCGUCCGAAAAACCUUGCUUCCUCUGCGCAAACUGAGUCCCAUUAUAUGGUAAAAGAUUAUGACCAAAUGUGCAAGUGUUGUGAUGAGCGAGUUGCUGAAAUGCAGCAAAUUGAUCCCUGCGGGGUUUUCGUCAACAAUGAGGUCAGACUUGGGCAACUGGAAAUCUUUGGCUUUGACUUCGACCAUACACUGGCAACGUAUACGCAGGCUCUAGACGAGUUUAUCUUCGAUGAAGCGAGGAAUUGGUUGGUUAAACAAAUGAAGGUAACUCCGGUCUCACCUAUGCAAUACGGCAGUCAGUUUUCUUGGGAGAACUUGUGCUCCUUCAUAUUAUACUGUGGCAUACUUUUGCUCAAGUCCUUAUGUAGUACUUUCAACUUUAGUUGUUGUUAUAUCCUGCCGUUUUCUCACGACUGCAAGUUGUUCCGCGUACUUGUCGCGUUCUCAAAUCCAAAACAUGGAUGGUAUGAGGCUAUGGUUUUGGCCUUUGGACACUGUGGCUAAUGAAGUAACUGAUGGUUGCUUUUAGAUUCUGUCGUGCCAAUCACGAUUGUUCCAACAUCACCUGAAGCUUAAAAUCCGUGGGUCAUUUUGCACUCUUUGUGAUUGUCGGUCGCGAACAAUCUGCCACUGUCACUAUCUUUUAGUUAGUCGAUUGGAACUGAUUCUUUGCUUCCGGGUUUGUUCCUUAGUCUGUAUCCGAUCUUUCUCUGUAAGCAUUCCCAACACCAGCUUUCUCUGGCUUCACUACAUUUGUUGUGUUUCAUUAGUAUCCAGAAGAGCUCAUGGAUUUGACCUACUCCGCAGAUUUCGCUAUUCGCGGCUUGCAUUUCGAUGUACAGCGAGGAUACCUGAUGAAGGUCGACUCAUUCCAUAACAUUCAACUGGAUACGGUUCACCGUGGGCUGACACCUGUCCGAUCCGAAGAAAGUCUGCAAGCUUACCAAGGCAACCAUUUACCCGGAACUUGCCUCAAACAAUCAACUUUCAAUAUUUUUGGCCACUUAAUCCAAAGUACAUCAAAAAAUCCACCCAUGUUUCAGUUGAUGGAUGUUUUCACUUUACCGGAAUUCUACCUUCUUUGUUGUAUUAUCGAGCACUUUGAUCGCAAUCACUUCAAUUAUCAGCCCAUUUAUGUAUAUCAGGAUGUCUCGAAUUCGGUCGCUCGUGUACACAAAUCCGGUCUUCUUGGGCUAACCAUUAUGGGAAAUCCUGAGAAGUAUAUAAAACCGGAUCACCACUUGUCGGGUUUUCUGCGCCAGCUAGUUUCAAACGGACGAAAGCUGUUUGUGAUCUCGAACAAUUCCGCCUCCUUUAUUGAUCGUGGUCUCCGCUUCCUAAUCGGUGACGAUUGGCGACUUCUGUUUGACGUCAUCAUUUCCAGCGCAAAGAAGCCCAGUUUCUUCCAGCACGACACCAGGCCAUUUCGCCAUAUGGAUGAAUGCGGUGGAUUCAAGGAUUGGGAGCCUGUAAAAUCCCUCCAUAAAAGUCAUAUUUAUGAAGGAGGAAGUCUGUCGGAGCUCAUCAGAUUGACCAAAUGGAAUGCGAAGAAUAUCCUCUACUUCGGUGAUCACGUAUACUCGGACCUAGCGGACGUAUCCAACCUUCAAGGAUGGACCACUGCCGCCGUCAUACCCGAACUGGAGCACGAAAUUAAGGUGAACAAUAAAGUGGACUUCCACAAAUGUUGGAUCAAAGUUCAGGGCCUAGAGCGGUUGAUCGAUAAACAUCAGCAUGUACGCUCAUCUCAGGCCGUUGCUCUGUUGAACACAUGGCACGCCGAACGAGAGAAACUGCGGCACCAGAGCAAGGUAUCAUUCAACCAGCAUUUCGGAAGCAUAUUCCGUUCAUUCCAUAACCCGUCUUACUUCUCGCGACGAUUAUCCCAGUACGCCAUCCUGUACACUUCAAAGGUAACAAACCUGAGUCAAUAUCCGUUGAACCACUACUUCUAUCCAAAGCGAUCCGCCCUUCCUCAUGAAUCAUCCUAAUGGUACAAAUCAUCUCACUAACCGGAUUUUAUCUGCCUGUUAUUCUCGUUUCCCACUGUAUCCGUUUGAACGUUACGUUCACGAAAAGGACUGUAUCUUGUGCGCCGUAAUGAUCUCUCAGGUAUAUUCUCAUACUGCGCUAAUCUGCGUUUUGGACAUUGUCUACUUCACUGGAUUCCUUCGGCUGAGACUAAUUUCCAAACUGCGUAUUCUUAAUUUUCGUGCUUUUUAUUGAAAUAAAGUAGUUAUCCGAAAA